This is a messenger RNA of Venustampulla echinocandica, 753 nucleotides long. RefSeq lists its product as uncharacterized. The transcript has 3 exons. Gene Ontology annotation, biological process: carbohydrate metabolic process. The coding region runs from base 1 to 753 and encodes 250 amino acids. Lineage: Eukaryota; Fungi; Ascomycota; Leotiomycetes; Helotiales; Pleuroascaceae. The record is from RefSeq and is a predicted model, not a curated record. Gene Ontology annotation, molecular function: hydrolase activity, hydrolyzing O-glycosyl compounds.
AUGCGUUUCCUGCUUGUUUCCCCCGUUCUCAUGGGCAUUGGGUUCAUCACCCCGAUCACAGCACAGCCUACUGCAUCCAAAGUCAUCAUUCCUAAAACAUGCUUCAACUCCCAAUCCGACUUCGACGCCAACUUCAACUACCUCUACCCCUGGGGUAGCGACCACAAUGGCGCUGCUCGCAUGGACAAGGCGCAUGUUGCUCUCUCCGAUAAUACCUUAACGCUUACAGCGCAACCAGUCAAAGGCCAAAAGGACGCCAGUCAUGGCGGUAAAGCCAUCCCCAUCCACUACCUCUCUGGAGCCGUCAAUGCCAAGCAGCACUUCACCGUGUCACCCAAAGGUGGUUUCGAUUUUAGCGGUGACUUCCAAGCCACGACCACGAAAGGGACCUGGCCUGCAUUUUGGCUCACAGCCGUGACUGGGUGGCCACCUGAGGUCGACAUGGCCGAGUGGAAAGGCUCGGGAAAGAUCUCGUUCAACACGUUUAAUACAUCAAGCAGUGUGUUGGCGAAAGAUGUAAACUAUCCUAGUCCAGGGAAUUUCCAUUCUAUUAGGAGUGAGUUGAGGGAUUUGAACGGGAAGGAUGUACAAAUCAAAUUUUAUAUGGAUGGGAGUUUGGUUACCACGCAGGUCGGAAAGGGGUAUGUUGGCCAGGCGAUGUAUUUGGUUAUCAACCUGCAAAUGGAGGGAUCAUCUGGGUCACCGGGGCCUACGACUAUAAAGAAUUUGGAAAUCUUGAGCUACAAUCCAUAG